Molecule: messenger RNA, 1772 nt
Organism: Drosophila nasuta
Lineage: Eukaryota; Metazoa; Arthropoda; Insecta; Diptera; Drosophilidae
Exons: 2
Coding region: 1-1170 (389 amino acids)
Source: RefSeq, a predicted model, not a curated record
AUGUAUCUUAUAUCGUCCGACAAUGGGGCCCCCCCUCGGCCCCCUAAUCUGAAGGGCAAUCAGUUUGCGUUGCUUUCUGAAAGCCCCCCAGUGAAAAAAAAGAGACAAAAUCAAAAAAUCGACAUGACCUUUCCCGAUCUUCCAACAAUAACACUUGAAAACCCUAAGUACAUUGUUAUGGCAUCCAAAAACGUUGAGAAAAAAAUCUCUGAUUUCUCCUGUAUCGCCGUUUACAACGCACUGCGUUUAAUUUCAAAAAACAUCACUUCCAUCUCCAACUUGCGCUACGGCAACCUGCUGAUGUUAGUUAAAAAUCAAAGCGAGGCUGACAAGUUCAUCAACUCACCUACUUUACCGGGCAUUUGCGACAUCACAUGUAAGAUGCAUGAAACCCUUAACCAAGUGAAAGGCACAAUAUACGCACCCUAUCUCUCCGAUGUCUCCAACGAAGAAAUUAUAGAAGAGCUGCGAUCCCAAAAAGUCAGCGAUAUUUUCAAGUUCACUAAAACCAUCGACAAUACUACCAAACCCUCUGGAGUAAUUCUGGUCACUUUUGACCUAUACCACCUUCCCAGCAAAAUCGAUAUAGCUUGGCAUUCAGUAAAGGUACGGGAGUAUAUUCCGAACCCAAUGAGGUGCAAAUCUUGUCAGCUGCUUGGCCACACAGCCAAGCACUGCAAAAAUGAACCUCGUUGCGGUAAUUGCGCUUUACCUCCUCAUUCGCCUGACAACUGCUCACAAACGAAAUGCGUCAACUGCUCAGAAGAACACCCUUCCUCCUCUCGACAAUGUCCCAAAUAUCAGCAGCAAAGAGAAAUUCUGAAAAUCAAGACAACAAAAAAAUGCACAAUGCGCGAAGCUAAAUUACUGUUUAACGGAACUACAACAAAACUAUCCAGCUCUUCCUCCUACGCUGCAGUAGCGAAUGCUGGACACAAUAACAACGGAAAACAACGGAACAAAAUAAUAACAAAAACAACCACACAAGAACAACUAUCAAUAAGACAAGCAGUGAUAAAACAUUUACCGAUUCCAACAAAGGAACUACAGCAACAACAACAACAUCAUCAUCAUUUAACUCAGCAUCUACAUCGCUGUCGUAUCAGCAAAAUCAACACGAUAAUAGCACUACCGAAACAGUCGAUGAUGACUAUGACUAUCUUGGCCUGACGCCUAAAACUACUGAAUACCUAAAACAACUAUCUAACAAAACUAAAACUACCUCUACCACCAACCUCCCAUCUACUUCUACCUAUUUAAAACGAAAUGAUCUUAACAAUAUAUUAGAUGACUCUAUGGAUGAUUCUGAUAUAUAAUAUAAAUCUAAUUAUUAUCUUAAUUGCAUAUAAUAUCCACUCCAUCUCUUCCAAACAAUGACGCUCAAAAUUCUUCAAUGGAACAUAAACGGAUACUUCAACAAUUACAUUGAACUAUUGUUAUUAAUUAAUCAAUCCAAUCCGGAUAUUAUAUGCCUACAAGAGACUAAUCUCAAAUCUAAUACCAUUCAAGUCGCUACUCCCAAACCAUUUAUUGGUUAUUUUUUUAAUAAUUCUGCCAUUCACCAUGCGAAGCAUGGCGUUGGUAUACUUAUACGACAAAACAUCCCGCAUAAAACUAUCAAUUUAAACUCUCCCACUUGCUCUAUGGGCAUUGAAAUUUUAUCCCACCCGAAUAUAAUAAUAUUAAACUCUUACUUCCCCCCCAACCAAAGCCUAUUAGCCUCCGAUUUAAUAAAUAUUGUAAAGACAGCUCUAAAACCUAUAGUUUAUGUU